This is a messenger RNA of Closterium sp. Naga37s-1, 2124 nucleotides long. Lineage: Eukaryota; Viridiplantae; Streptophyta; Zygnematophyceae; Desmidiales; Closteriaceae. The record is from the annotation of a GenBank genome assembly.
AUGUUUUCGUCGUCGCAAUCGACGGCGGUGCAGCUGGUGGAUAAGGCGACGAGCGACCUGCUGGCGAGCCCUGAUUGGACGCUCAACAUGCAGCUCUGCGACCUGCUCAACGCCAGCUCCGGGCAAGUGAAGGACGUGGUGAGGGCAGUGAGGAAGCGCAUCGGCAGCAAGAACAGGAAGACACAGCUCCUCGCGCUCACUCUCCUGGAGACGCUGAUAAAGAACUGCACGGCCUACGUGCACCGCGUGGUGGCUGAAAAAGACGUGCCUGCGGAGAUGGCCAAGAUCGCCCGCAAGAAGUGCGACGAGGAGGUGCGCGUGCGCAUACUGGAGCUGCUGGACGUGUGGCAGGAGGCGUUCGGAGGGGCAGGUGGACGGCCCGUGCAGUUCUUCCUGGCGUAUGACGAGCUCAAGCGCAUGGGCUUUCCCUUCCCCCCGCGCGACCCCAACCGAGUGGUACCGGUCUUCACCCCACCCCAGACACAACCCACCGCUGCUCCCUUCAGCCACGCCCCUCCCCAGACGUACCCUCCCCAGUCGUACCCGCCCCAGACGUACACGACCCGGGGCUAUGACGGGCGGCCUGUGGUGAUGGGGUACCCUGUGGGGAGUGCGGGGGCAGGGGGCGCGGGGAGGGGGGAGGAGGAGAUUCCUCCGCAUGUGCUGCAGGCAACGACUGCAACAACCAUGACGGCGGCCGACCUGGUGAAUGCGCGCAACACGGUGGAUCUUCUGGGGGAGAUGCUCGCAACACUGGAUGCCAAUAACCCUGCGGCGGCCAGUGACGAGGUGAUAAGCGACCUGGUGGAGCAGACCCGCACGCUGCAGCAGCAGCUCACAGCCGCACUCAACACAUCCACCGACGAGCAGUUUCUAUUCCAGGGCCUGGCGCUGAACGACGACAUGCAGAAGCACCUCGACCGCCACAGCGCCCUGCUCGCCUCCUCGCUGCACCGCGGGGGAGACGGCCGCCACAGCGACAGCAGCAGCGGCGGGGCCUCCCCUCCCCACACGGGGGCCUACCAGUCCUAUCCCGGUCAGAACGAGGGCCAAGGCGGGGGUGAAGGCGGGGGUGGGGUGGUGAACCGCGGGCAGCAGUAUGAUGAGUGGGCGGCGCGGGUGACUGCCGGGCUGCCCCUGGCUCGGUUUGAGAGCGACAAGACAGAGGAGGAGGAUGGGGAGGGCGGGCUGAGAAGGUCCCACGAGGCACAGGCCUCUGCCUCUGCUGCUGCUGCAGGCCCGUCCUCUUCCCAACCAGCACAGACACAGACUGCCUCAGCAGGUCAAGCAGGGCAGCCCCCGCAACAAUCUCUGGUGGCAGCACGAGCUGCCGCUGCCGCUGCAGCAGCAGCGCCUGCCACGGUCGUCCCUCCUCCCACCCAGGACCUGCUCAGCCUCGACCUUGUUUCAAUCACCCCUCCUCCCCAACCCCACCCCCCCACCUUCGCUUCCAAUGCUCCUGCUGCCUCCUCUUCUCCCUUUGACUCGCCUUUUGACGAGCCGCCGUUCCAAGCCACUGCUGCCCCUGGCCCAUCUGGUGGUGCUGCUGCUCCGUAUGCGUUCAAGUCCUCCUUCCAGCAACCACAGUAUCAGCAGCAACCGCAGUACCAGCAGCAGCCACAGCAAGGGUAUGGCGGCGCAGGGGUGUAUGGCGGCAUGGGAGGAGGCAUGGGAGGAGGUUUGGGCGGUGGGAUGGGCAGGGGUAUGGGAGGGGGCAUGGGUGGUGCGUAUGGGACCGGGACGGUUGUGCCAGGAGGCCCGAACCAGCCUGCUUCAUAUGUUGUGCCCUGGGCUCGUGCUCCUCAAAGUGCCAGCCCCCAUCAACAGCAGAAUAACCAGCAGCAGCAGCAGCAGCAGCAGAGUCCAGGGGGGGCUGCCUUGAGUCCGCAGCAGCAGGCAAUGCUCUUCGGUGGUAACCCGCCCCCCAUGAACCUGUCACAGCAGGGAGGAGCGCCCUCGAGUGGAGGGAUGGGUAUGGGCUUGAGCAAUUAUGGAUCGAACCCCACUUACCCCUACCACCAACAGCAGCAGCAGCAGCAUCAGCAGCAGAGGAGGCCCGGGGAAGUCGUGACAGGCCCUGCCCCUGAUUACGUGCAUGGGCAGGUGUUUAGAGGCACAGGGUGA